AGAAAUUUGAUUGGAUUAAUUCAAUAUUGAAUCUGGAACACAAGUUUAUAAUAAAUAAUGCAGUUCUAUGUCAUUAGUUAUUGCACUGAACAAAAAGCAUAAUGACAAUAACACUAACAUAACUAAUCUGCCUUACUCAGAUUAUCACCUUCUUGGAAUAAAAAUGCUACCUUUUUUCUUUAGUGGAAUAACACAUCAAGAAAACAACCCACUAAACAUCAGUCAUAUGUGAUCCAAACCCCAAACAUAAAGGAAAUAUAGUCACUGGCAAAUGGCAAUCAUCCUCUUCUCCACUGUUAUAAGAAGGCCAUUUUCAAGAAUCAGACAACACUGACAUACACACACAUUCUUGUCUGAAAUGGAUGAGGAAAAACACCAACUUGUGGGAAAGCAAAAUGGAGUAGGGGACAAGCUGCAGCUUACAGUGGAUGAGGUGGUGGAGGAAUACGUGGGAUCGUUCGGAUUCUCACAGCUUGUGCAGGUCACUUUGGUGUCCAUCGCUCGGAUAUUUGAUUCACACUGCACCCUUGUCACCAUUUUCACAGAUGCUCAGCCGCAGUCGUGGCGUUGCAUUGGCCACAAAUGCAGUGGCACGACGGCUGCUUCUGUUUGUGGGAUGAAGCCCGGGACUUGGGAGUGGAGUGGUGGCAAUACAAGCUCCACCAUUGCUGAAUGGGGGCUGGUGUGUGACCGUAGAUUUCUCGCUGCUCUGCCUACUUCGGUUUACUUCCUCGGUUCCCUGAUAGGCUCUGCAGUGUUCGGCCGCCUGGCGGAUGGACACUUAGGCCGGAAAAGAGCAGUGCUUGCUUCAUGUCUCCUAACAGCUGCUACCAUUUUCCUGACUUCCUUCUCCCCAAACAUAUGGGUUUACUCUCUUCUCCGUUUUGCAAAUGGGUUUUCCCGAGCAGGCAUCGGGAUAUGCUGCUUGGUGCUCUCGACAGAGACCAUUGGUCGGAAAUGGCGCGGCCAAGUUGGCCAGUUUGGAUUUUUCUUCUUUGCAGCAGGGUUUCUGUCGAUCCCCUUGAUUGCUUAUCCGACCAGAAAUUGUUGGAGAACUUUGUACAGGAUAAUUUCAAUCCUUCCACUUUUUUACUCGAUCUUCAUACUAACACCCUUUGUAGCAGAGUCUCCGAGGUGGCUACUCGUGAGGGGAAGAAGCGAAGAAGCUCUUGAUGUGUUGAGAAGAUAUGCAGGAAUGAAUGGAAGAGAGUUGCCUCCGAAUCUGUGCCUCCUGAAGCCAACGUCUACUAAUGAGACAAUGACUUCGUGCAAAGGAGAAAAUAACGCCUCGCCUAUUGAGAGACUGUGGAAUACUAGAUGGGCUGUGAGAAGGAUGACAAUGGUUAUGCUCACGGGUUUUGGGAUUGGUUUUGUAUACUAUGGUGUUCAACUCAAUGUUGAAAACCUUAAUUUCAACCUCUACCUUACUGUUGUCAUAAACGCGAUGAUGGAGAUCCCAGCUGUUUUCAUAGGCAGUGUGCUGCUCGCCUGUACAAACCGCCGCAUGCUCUUCUCCACGUCAGCUUUUCUAACUGGAAUUUCCUGCAUCCUCUGCAUGUUUUUCUCAAGAACAGGAGACAAGGGAAAAAGAGGAAGCUUACCUCAACUGAUGAUCGAGGCAACUGGUUUCAUGGCAGCUUCGACUGCAUUCGAUGUGCUGUAUAUCUACUGCGUAGAGCUAUUCCCUACAAACGUGAGGAACUUCUGUGUUUCCAUGCUGAGGCAGUCAUUGAUGCUGGGGGCAUCGAUUUCUCCUCUGCUGGUUGUGUUUGGGAGAUCAAGCCCAUCUCUCUCUUUCCUCGUAUUCGGGGUGCUGUCCAUAAUCAGUGGCUUUUUGAGCUUGUGGCUGCCUGAAACCAGAAAUUGCCCUCUCUAUGAAACUCUGGAGCAACAAGAAGAGGAGGAAAUGUUAGGAUCUGAGUCUAUGGCACUGGGAAAGAAGGUGCAAAUGUAAAUGUGUAUAACUGCACCAUA
Messenger RNA from Salvia splendens (bonfire salvia), 1974 nucleotides. Its product is annotated as organic cation/carnitine transporter 1. The coding region runs from base 359 to 1954 and encodes 531 amino acids. Gene Ontology annotation, molecular function: transmembrane transporter activity. Gene Ontology annotation, cellular component: membrane. Gene Ontology annotation, biological process: transmembrane transport. Lineage: Eukaryota; Viridiplantae; Streptophyta; Magnoliopsida; Lamiales; Lamiaceae. The record is from RefSeq and is a predicted model, not a curated record. The transcript has 2 exons.